Clarias gariepinus (North African catfish) is the source of this 1956-nucleotide messenger RNA. RefSeq names its product retinoblastoma binding protein 4, like (gene rbbp7). Bases 244 to 1533 code for a protein of 429 amino acids. Gene Ontology annotation, cellular component: nucleus; ESC/E(Z) complex; NuRD complex. Gene Ontology annotation, biological process: regulation of gene expression. The transcript has 14 exons. The record is from RefSeq and is a predicted model, not a curated record. Gene Ontology annotation, molecular function: histone binding. Lineage: Eukaryota; Metazoa; Chordata; Actinopteri; Siluriformes; Clariidae.
GUGUAUGCCGCGCGUGCGCGUUCGUUCUUGAGCGCAUCGGAUGAAAGAAUCCGGGAAAGUUUAGUCACGUUAGAGGGAUAUAUUUCAUUUAAUGAGUGGUUUAACGUCAGCCAUUGUUUAAAGACUGUGUUUCUCUGAAUUUCGGUUUUGCUGGAUGCUCUCAGAAAUGGCGGACAAAGAAGGGUGACCAAGUGUCCCACUUUGCGUUGUUUGGACUAGAGCAGAGGAGAAAAGAAAGAAGAUAUGAAGAGGAGAGGAGAAAAGAAAGAAGUAUAUGAUGAUGCUGUAGAAGAGCGGGUAAUAAAUGAAGAAUACAAAAUAUGGAAGAAAAACACUCCUUUUCUGUACGACCUUGUCAUGACACACGCUCUCGAAUGGCCAAGUCUAACAGUGCAGUGGCUGCCUGAUGUAAACAGACCGGAGGGAAAGGAUUAUGCAGUUCACAGACUGGUGUUGGGAACACACACUUCAGAUGAGCAAAACCACCUGGUCAUUGCCAGUGUUCAGAUUCCGAACGACGACGCUCAGUUUGACGCUUCUCACUACGACAGCGAAAAAGGAGAGUUUGGAGGCUUUGGUUCUGUGAGUGGAAAGAUUGAGAUCGAGAUAAAGAUUAAUCACGAGGGUGAGGUGAACCGGGCGAGGUACAUGCCGCAGAACCCCUGCAUAAUCGCCACAAAGACACCCACAUCUGAUGUGCUGGUCUUUGACUACACUAAACACCCAACCAAACCAGACCCCAGCGGUGAGUGCAGUCCAGACCUAAGACUCAGAGGUCAUCAGAAGGAGGGCUAUGGUCUUUCCUGGAAUCCCAACUUGAGUGGAAACUUACUCAGCGCAUCAGAUGAUCAUACGAUCUGUCUGUGGGACAUCAGUGGGGCUCCAAAGGAAGGGAAGAUUUUAGAUGCCAAGACCAUCUUCACAGGCCACACAGCCGUAGUGGAGGACGUGUCCUGGCACCUUCUGCACGAGUCGCUUUUCGGCUCUGUGGCCGACGACCAGAAACUUAUGAUCUGGGACACAAGAUCCAACAACACGUCUAAGCCUAGUCAUUCAGUGGACGCUCACACUGCUGAAGUCAACUGCUUGUCCUUCAAUCCCUAUAGCGAGUUCAUCCUAGCCACUGGCUCUGCAGAUAAGACUGUGGCUCUGUGGGAUCUGCGCAACCUGAAGCUGAAGCUUCACUCUUUUGAAUCACACAAGGAUGAAAUAUUCCAGGUUCAGUGGUCUCCUCAUAACGAGACUAUCCUGGCAUCCAGUGGAACAGACCGGCGACUCAAUGUCUGGGACCUGAGUAAAAUUGGAGAGGAGCAGUCUGCUGAGGAUGCUGAAGAUGGACCUCCAGAACUUCUGUUUAUUCAUGGUGGCCACACAGCAAAGAUCUCAGAUUUCUCAUGGAAUCCCAACGAGCCCUGGGUGAUCUGCUCUGUAUCUGAAGAUAACAUCAUGCAAGUCUGGCAAAUGGCUGAAAACAUCUACAAUGACGAGGAGCCGGACACCCCUGCCUCAGAGCUGGAGAGUCAGGCCUCAUAACAGCUUCUACCAUAUAAUAGCAAGGGUGUUUUUUUUUGUUUUGUUUUUUCCAUUAUUACUCUGGUUGUCUUUCAUUACUAAGACUCAUCUGUUCACAAUCACUUGUAAUGGGUCAGGUUUAAGGAGCUCAUCCAGUGGCCAAAAUCCUAUUAAACCAGUCUCUCGACUCCUCUUUACCCUUUCCUUGAAUAUGACUUGUUAAUUUUUGUCCGCUCUUUAAACAAUUGAUGUGUCAAAUGUUUCUUAAAAGGCAGAAGUCAUGUUUGAUGGAUCACCAUGAGGCGUAAUGCGGGAGAAUGUUCUGACAGAUGGCUCUGAAAAAAGGCCAAUGCACGAUCGAAAGCAAGGAGUUUAUAAUCCUUUGUACUUUUUGUGCAUAAACCUGAUGUCACUUGCAAUAAAACUUUUGUAAUGCCUUUUAAA